Molecule: messenger RNA, 1545 nt
Organism: Lottia gigantea (owl limpet)
Lineage: Eukaryota; Metazoa; Mollusca; Gastropoda; Lottiidae
Exons: 3
Coding region: 198-1301 (367 amino acids)
Cellular component (GO): Golgi apparatus
Molecular function (GO): antiporter activity
Source: RefSeq, a predicted model, not a curated record
GGUAAACAUGUCGGCUGUGUCAACAAUUAUAUUUUGAUCACUAAUUGAAUUUUAGUUCAUAAUAUAAAUGAAAAAGGAAACUACGUGACAUGAAAAUCCACACAGCAUUUGUGAUUUGUUCGUCGAAUGAAUGAAUGAUCUGUUUGACCAAGUGAAUUUAAAUUUGAAACAAAAAGUCUGUGAUAUUAACUUGAAAUAUGGCUGAAAAGAAAGAAGUACGAAUAGAAAUAACAUCAGAAAGUAUAAAUAAUGUUUCCACGUCUAUUAAAGCUGUGAGUGCAGCAGCAUUUUAUGGUUGUUGUUCUGUGGCCACAGCAUUCAUUAGUAAAACAUUGAUGUAUACUUAUGAAUUUGACUACCCUGUGAUAGUUAUGGUUGCUCAAAUGAUUUUUACAAUUAUUUUAUUAGAAUUUUUAAAAUUGAUCGAUAUGAUAGACCUACCACAAUAUACAAUCAAAAGAGGAAGAUCUUUUUUCUGGCCGGCAUUUUUUUAUGGAAUGAAUGCUUUACUUGCACUUAGUGCCUUAUCUCAUAUGAAUAUUGCUAUGUAUGGUGUAUUGAAAAGAUGUGUACCAAUUUCAACCAUGGUUUUGUCAUAUUUUUUGUUAAAAAGACAGUUGCCAUCCAAAUUAACUGUUGGGUCUGUACUUUGUCUGAGUCUUGGUUGUUUUAUUGCAGGAUAUGGUGAUUUAAGUUUUAAUCCUGUUGCUUACUUUUGUGGUGCCUUAAGCAAUUUUACACAAGCCAUUUAUCUCAUCUUAGUACAGAAGUUCUCAGAAGAAAAUAUGACAACAGCCCAAACAUUACAAUUAAAUAGUUACAAUACUUUACCAUUACUACUAAUGUUUUCUUUUAUUAACCAAGAAAUGUUUAAGGUGUGGGAUUAUCCUUAUUUUGGUGACUUUCGUUUUAUUUUGUUAUUCUUUUUGACAAUCAGUAUAGGCUGUGUUUUGAACUACUCACUGUUUCUAUGUGCUGGUUUGACGUCUGCUUUAACAACAAGUGUAGUUGGAGGACUGAAAGCUCUAGCACAAACAAUGAUAGGUUUGGUUACAUUUGGUGGUAUCAGUCACAAUUUACCAACCUAUAUUGGAAUCGGUAUGAAUCUCUCAGGUGGAAUUUUUUAUAUAUUCUCUAAAUAUCAGGAUGGAAAAAAGAGGUCAUGUGAUACAAAGAAAAUUAUUAGUAUGUCAACUGCUAAAGAUUUGAAAGAAAUUUCUAAGGGUCAUGUGUCCAAUGGUAAUGUGGUACAUGAGACGAAUGGUAACCUUAUAACUAUUGAACAUUCAUCCAAAUCUUGAUAUGUUUCUUUGGUUAUUUUAGGGUUAAUUGUGUGUAGAUAAAUAUAGUAGUACUGCUUCAACUUUCCACCACGUGUUUCUGUUACACAGUCAGUUACUAGUUAAACUACACACAUCAUGAAAUAUUUCUUACAUUGAAACUGCAUUAAAAAAAAAAUUUUUCAAGUUAAAAAAGAUGAUAUUAAGUAAAAUUUUAGUGGUUCAGAGUUGGCAGAGGGAACGAAGGGAAACUAAUACUAGCUUC